Molecule: messenger RNA, 3940 nt
Organism: Carassius gibelio (silver crucian carp)
Lineage: Eukaryota; Metazoa; Chordata; Actinopteri; Cypriniformes; Cyprinidae
Product: splicing regulator ARVCF-like
Exons: 18
Coding region: 487-2868 (793 amino acids)
Biological process (GO): cell-cell adhesion; cell-cell junction assembly
Cellular component (GO): nucleus; adherens junction; plasma membrane
Molecular function (GO): cadherin binding
Source: RefSeq, a predicted model, not a curated record
CAAACUGACUCAAAUGAUUCGCGAACCCGCUCCGAACUUCCAAACUGACUCAAAUGAUUUGCAAACCCGCUUUGAACUCCCAAACUGACUCAUAUGAAUCAUGCUCUGAACUCCCGAACUGACUCAAAUGAUUCACAAUCUGAAGUUCCCCCUGAGUGUGUGUGUGUGUGUGUGUGUGUGUGUGUGUGUGUGUGCGCGCGCUCUUAUCUCUCUGACGCUGUUUAAUGAGCGCUAAUGAUCUCAGUUAAUGAAUGGCAAACACUAACUGGAUGUGGUUCUCCUCUUCGAGUGUGUGUGAAUCGCGCUGUUGAUUCAGCAUCUCCUCCGCUGCGCUGCGUGUGUGUGAGACUGGGGGUGUGCGCGCGCGUGUGUGUGUGUGAGCAUGAUCGAGUGCAUGUGGACGCGUGAGGCACAUGUGUGAUCCGCAGACAGACAGCUGUAUUUACCCGGAGAAACCGCGCACACUCGCCGCUCAGCGUCGCCAGGAUGCCCGAGGAGGUGAACGAGAAGCCGGAUCUGGAGGAUCCUUCAGCUCAACACACCGAAGAGCAGACGGAGGAGACGGCAGAAACCCCAUCCUCAGACACGUCCAGCCCCGAACGCUCAAAUCAGACAGAAACACAUACUGAGAGUCCUGAGAGCGAACCUGAUGAACAGGUCGUGCCCAGCCUCCUGAAGGACGCUUCAUCUGAAGAGUUGGAAGUAUCCCAGAUACCGUAUCCGGAUGUUCAGUGUCCAGAUCAAGCUCCUGAUUCCUCCGGCGAGAAGGACGAUACACACACGAUUCGACCUCCUCACCCUGACCCCGGCGUGACCUCUGACCCUCCCAAUGAGAUUCCCACAGAUCAGCCGUCUCUGUACGGCACACUGAAUGCUCAGGCCGUCACACUGCUGCACGGAUUACCCUUCUUUCCCGGCCGGACCUUCUUUCCGGAGAACUGCUUCACUCUUCCGCUCCACCGCGAUGGUUUCACACGUGGUGUUUCCAAACCAGAACCAGACACAGUCCAUCACAUGAGGCCCGCGCUGGACCUCACCACACACACAUAUUUACAGGACCUAUACCGUGCACAGACGCUCGUCCCGCAGAAACGCGCCAGCAUGGUGAGCCUCGACACCAUCCGCAAGGAUCCACGCUGGCGGGACCCGAACCUGCGGGAGGUCAUCUCCAUGCUGAGCCACCCCAUGGACCCGGUGAAGUCCAACGCCGCUGCGUAUCUCCAGCACCUGUGCUACGAGAACGACUCGGUCAAGCAGGACGUCCGGCAGCUGCGAGGGAUCCCCGUCCUGGUGGGGCUUCUGGAUCAUCCCAAAGCCGAGGUCCAUCGCAAGGCCUGCGGCGCGCUGAGGAACAUCUCCUUCGGCCGGGACAACUUCAACAAGGUGGCCAUCAAGAACGCGGACGGCAUUCCUGCGCUGCUGAGGCUCCUGAGGAGAUCCGACGACGUGGAAGUUCGAGAACUCGUCACAGGAACGCUGUGGAAUCUCUCGUCCCAUGAGCCUCUGAAGAUGAUGGUCAUCAACCACGGCCUGCAGACGCUGACCGACGAGAUCAUUAUCCCUCACUCGGGUUUGAGAGGAGACCCGAACCACCCGUCUCGACCCGGAGCCCCGGAGUGGAACACACUCUUCAAGAACACUUCUGGAUGCCUGAGGAACGUGAGUUCAGACGGAGCUGAAGCUCGACAGAGACUGCGUGACUGUGACGGUCUGGUGGACGCUCUGCUGCACGCGCUCUAUUCUGCUGUCGCCAACAGGGACAUCAAUAACAAAUCGGUGGAGAACUGCGUCUGUAUCUUGCGUAAUCUGUCGUAUCACGUGCACAAAGAGGUUCCUGGAGCUGAGAGAUUCCAAGCAGUCGAUCACAGCGCGAAACCAGGAGGACACCAGAAGAAGAAGGACGAGCCGGAACGUUCUGGAGGACUAACGAGCAAAGAAGAAUGGUUCCAUCAGUGUAAGCGUCACAGAGUCGGAGAGAAGAAGAGCAGUGUUGUGGAUCAGUCCAGGAGGAGUCUGCGGAUGAAAGGCCUGGAGCUUCUGUACCAGCCGGAGGUGGUGCGACUCUAUCUGUCUCUCCUCAAACUGAGUCAGAACCACAACACACUGGAGGCAGCGGCCGGAGCCCUGCAGAACCUGUCAGCCGGACACUGGACCUGGUCCAGUUAUAUCCGAGCGACGGUGCGUAAAGAGAAGGGUCUGCCGGUGCUGGUGGAGCUGCUGCACUCCGACGCUGAUAAAGUGGUGCGAGCCAUCGCCAUCGCGCUCAGAAACCUCGCCAUCGACCACAAGAACAAAGAUCUGAUCGGGAGUUACUCCAUCAGGGAUCUGGUCAGUAAUCUGCCCUGCGGUCAGCAGCGACCCGCCAAGAACCUGGAGGGAGACACGGUGGUGGCCGUCCUGAACACUAUACUAGAGAUCGUCUCGGAGAACCUGGAGAACGCCCGCUUCCUCAUCCAGGGACAGGGAAUCCAGAAACUGGUCUCAAUCAACAGAACCAGCCAAUCGGUGCGCGAGACCAAAGCCGCGUCACACAUCCUGCAGACGGUCUGGGCCUAUAAGGAUCUGCGACACACGCUGUGUAAGGCCGGCUGGAACAAAACACACUUCAAGCCAGCCGUCUCCAGUCUGCCCAAAAAACAGAGGAACGGGAAGCAAGGGAACGAUGACAUCACACUGCCCUUAAUGGAGAAGAACCAAGAUGGAUGCUGUAGUGUGGAUCAGGUCGAGCGAGCAGCAGAUGUUCAGUGUCACAUGAUUGAACGAGAAACUUUUCAGGGAGUGAAUGAUAAGAGGCUUUUCAUCAGGACCAGCAGACCUGCGGUUGGUUUAGUGGAACGAACACCACAGCCGCUGGAUUCAUGGGUCUGAUCCGGCUCACGGCUGGAGAUCCACUUUCAGACCUGCAUUUAGACUGACAUUAUCAGCCUUCAGCACAAUUCACCACAGAAUCACACGAGAGAAAUACAACACUGUCCACAUCGAUGACCGUCGUGAAGGAGAGCUGGAGGAACCGUGUCCGAUCCGUCUGGAAGUGGAAGUUGACUCUUUGCUGCUUUGGCAAUCUUCACUGUUAAACUCAAGAUUCAUGAUGAUGUGACGAGUCAUUUAUUGAUCGUUUAACAUCUGAUCAUACAUCACAUUAUGAUCUUGUGUUGUUGCUAUUGUUUAUUUUUUAUUGAUGAGUCUCUAAAUUGUAUAAUAGUGUUCCAAUCACACAGACAAUUUCAUCUCUUUAAUCUAAAGGUUUAUGCAUAAAAAAUAAAAAUAAGAAUAUUAAUAGGUUUUUGGGACUGGAAAAGCUUAAUAUAGCCUAUAUAUCAGAGAUUUUAACUCAUUCCUUUCAUAACAUCAGAGAUUUAAUUGCUUGAGAAAUAAACAUCUCUUUUUAAUAACUCUAUUUCGUCAUGCAUCCAAUAGAAAAUAAAUUAAAUUAAAUUAAACGUAUUCUUGCUUCGUGGCAAUUAGUCGCAAGCCGAAUGAUUCGCUCGUCUGGUGUGCAUUCGAAUCUUUGGAGCGAUUCGAAAGAAAAGAGUCGAUUCAAACGAUGCGAGUGUGGAGCGUUUUUUGAAUUCGCAUCGGUUACAGAAUCACUGAAGCUUCAGAUGCUGAUCAGCAGAAACGAGUGAAAAUCAUCGAUCACAGACGGAGAAGAACCAAAGCAACGCGAAGAGAAACACAACAGGUGUGUGUCACACUCAUAUUCAUUCAGAAUGUACAACUUUAUAUGAUCUGUAAACGAAUCUCUUUGAUCGACGCUGAAUAGAUCAUUAGUUCAUGUGCCUUCAGAGCAGCUUCAGUGUGGACCCUACUCUAACUCUUCAGAACACAUCAGACACAUUUUAAUUUAUUACAAAUACUUUUGUAUAAACAUUUAUUUACAACAAUUGUAACAGUGGAGGAGAUUUGUCCAGGUCAGGAUAAUUUAGUUAAAACGAAUCAU